Messenger RNA from Lepus europaeus (European hare), 981 nucleotides. It is a transcript of the gene CCDC54, whose product is annotated as coiled-coil domain containing 54. The record is from RefSeq and is a predicted model, not a curated record. The coding region runs from base 1 to 981 and encodes 326 amino acids. The transcript has a single exon. Lineage: Eukaryota; Metazoa; Chordata; Mammalia; Lagomorpha; Leporidae.
AUGUACAUGUUUCACACCAGAAGAGUAAAAGCUACUGCAGGGAAGAUGUGGACUUCAAAUCUCUCCAAGAUCAGACAAUCUGUUAAAAAUGCUUAUGAAAAAUGUAAGAUCAAGCACCCAGAUUUUUUUGCUGGCUAUCCAACCAUGACUUCCUACAAUUGUGAUCAAGAAGAUGUCAGUUCUGGUGAAGAAAUGAGUCUUACAGUAAUGCUCCAAGAUGUUAAAAUGGCCCAAAUUCAACUUCUCAAGCAAAUGACUGAUGUUGUCAAUUCAAUAUCAAAAAUCCAGGAAACAACUGACCGCUACAAGAAGCAGAUGGAGCAACUGGAAAUUAGCAUGAAUGUUAAUGAAGACCAACAAUGCAUGACAACUAAAGAUAUCCUCUCUAUGAAAGAAAACAUUGACACUUUGAAGAAAAAGAUAACAGAACUGGAAAAACAAAAUUCUUGCUUCAGUAGCCAUUGUUUAGAGGUUCUGGAGGGAGAAAAAGAGAAAGAAACCAUAGAACUGCUUCACAAAUUCAUACAAACAAGAGCUCUGAACACAUCGGCCUCCACUGGCUCUGAAAUCUCUCCAGUAGAGAAAGUGCCCAAUCAUCCAGAACCCAUUGUGCAUUCUGAGAAAAAGACAAUUUCCCCCAAAAUUAAAACUCAGACAAAAAAUAAGCACCACAAUUCAUCAAGAAGUUUGAAAAGGGCAAAGUCAAAUAUUUAUAUUUACCCAGACUUUAAUACAUGGGUCAAGCUGACUUUUGUUCAUGGUGGAAAAUGGAGAUUUUUCCUCAGUGCUACCAAGUUAGAGGAAUUCAUCCAGUGGCUCCUGUCUCGGCCAACCAUCCUUCCCAAGGAACCACAGAUCAUAUCCAAAGGAGAGUGUCCAUUCACCAGACCUAUUGCGAGCUUCACAGCAAUCUGUCUCUCUGUUGUCAACUAUAUUUACUGCCUUUUUGGUUCCUCAAAAGAGGAAGUAACUCGACUGUAG